AGCUUUUUUUUAAAGUAAAUUAGUAUCAAAAGUCUUCCUUAUUAAGUUAUUUACAAUUAUUUUGUUGUUUUCAACUACAAAGAUCAUGGUAUACCACAAUUUUUCUGCCGUACGUACAGAAACAAAAUUAUGUAUUCUGCUGACUGCAUUCGUAAAUCGACGAUUUUGAAUUACUUUGCAUUUUAUUUAUUGUAAUAUAUUUUUGGGAAAAUUAAUUAAUAGUAUGCUGAUUUCAACUCCAAAUUAAUUCGAAUUUGAAUGUCUUAAUUGCUGCAUAUAUAGGAAAUUGUGGUUUGUUGUGCAAAAAUUGCGCGCUCUCGUCUGAAAACGUUCGAAAUAUCGAGUAUUUUUUAUGUGGUAGCCAUUUUUAAUUUGUAUUCGUUCCUAUACGUUUCUCCCAACUUUCGUCGAUAUAAAUAGCUAUCCCUUUCUUUUAAGAACUAAAAAAAAUGGCGUCGGAUUUUGUUUCUAUCUCACAAUUGCCUUCAGUUUAUAUUUUUUAGUUGUAACUAAAGUCAUCUCUCUUUAACAUAUCUGGCGUUAAAUGUAGUUUUUCUGUAAAUAUAUAACGCUGCUCUUAUUACACAUGUAUCAACUAUAUCCACUAGUUUGCUAUUUCAACGCUUUCAAUGUGUACUCUUUUGCAGCUAGUUAAGUUGGCUGUGAACGCAAUUGUCAAAAGCAAAAACUGAAGAAAAAUUUCAGCAGAGCACUGCGUACGAAAUAAGCAAGCUCAAGCUGCCAUAUUAAGGCAAGAUUUUUUGGGGAAAAGUGUUAAUUAAUAUAAUUAAAUGUGAAUUAAUUUGCGUAUUGUUUACGUCAUUGUUAGUGUAAAAGUUUGCGAUUUGUUUUAAACAAUUUAAUCUGCAACAUCAAAAGCAUACAACGAGCAAAACCGAAAUUAUUCCUAAAACGAUAUAAGUGAACUAUUUUACUAGUCUAGAAGGCAAUUUAAGUGAACUGCAUAGUUUGGUAUUGAAAAUAACGACAGUGGAAUCUCCAAAAAUAAAACGACGCUUUAACCGCAAACCCAGGAAGCGUAAACGGAAUCGCAAACACAACAUAAAUAACGCAGGUUACGUUCGAACGGAAUUUGUUGUGUGACGUCUUCUUUUUAAACACAAAAUUACACGGAAACAAUUCGCGACAAACCGAAAUUUACUGAAAAAACAGAUAAAGUAACAUUUGCCAGAUUUACUUGGUAGCUACAGACCUAAAUUGAUUACUAAAUAAUUUGCGCAGUGUUAGAGCAGAACGCUAGUUGUAAAAGUGCACGGUGUUUCACAAUUGAGAGCAAACAGCAGUUUAGUGAUGUCCCCUGAUGUAAUGGCUUACAAUGUAAUGUUCAGAAAAAUUAGAUAUUCCCGCAACUACGAAGCCAAAAACGUUUGUCUAACCACAACAACAACCGUAUCAGCACAUCUAGCAGCAGCAGCAGCAAUUUCAAACACCUUUUCUAAAGCUUUUCAACUAAUUACAACACCAAUCAGUCACUACAAGGCUUACAACCAUAGCAAGUACCUAACACUUUGUUGCGCAUUAAGCCCCCAUGUGGGUGGGGGACCGCCUCCAACUACAGUAGCGAUAGGAUUAGCAGCUGAUUUAAAUAAUGAUAAUAGUUAAGUGUGCGAAAUUCGAAAGCGAAGAAUUCUAAAUUCGAAUACAUGCUCAUUUAGCAUAAACCAAUUUAUUUUGAAAAAGGAUUAAACGGUGUAAUUACAAUAAAAAAAAAACAAGAAUCGUUUACAAUAAAUAUUAUUUGCCUUGAGUUGCGCGUUAAAAUUGAACACAAAUUUAAUUUUUUGAUAAUAAUUUCGAAGUUUCCAAUAUUCGUUGCACGUACUGAUGCCACAGACGCAUACACAAUACCGAAAAUAAUCGUUGUAUAACAUUGCUUAGCGAAUAAUGCCAUUGCAAUCGUCUGGUAUAAUUGUCGUAGAGAAGCCAAAAACAGCAGUGACAACACAAGCAGGCAGUGUAGCAGCAACAACCGGUGUGGUAGCUGCGACAACAAAUUUAGCCACACAACAGACGCAGUCACAAUUUUUUCAAACAAAACCGAUUGCAACAGCAAAGGCAGCAACAACAGUUGGUAAAUAUUUCGAAUAUUAUGGUGCGAAUGAUGUGCGAAAAUCGCAACAACAACAGCAACAGCAGCAUCAGAAACAACUACAACAACAUAAUGUUGCUAGCAGCAACAGCAACAGCAGCAGUAGUAGUAGUAGUAGAAGCCAAACACAGUUGCCACUAAUGCGACGUGCAGUGCAGCGCAGUAGCAGCAACAGCAAUAAUACUAUUAAUAAGUGUAACAACAAUACUAUAACGACAACAACAACGAAUACGAAAAUAAAACAUAUUAAUGUAAAGCAGCAGCAGCAGCAGCAGCAACAACAAACGCAAUCAAUACAGAUGAAUCAACAACAACACCAACUUAUACAGCAUACCACAAUCCAUCAACAGCAUCAGCAGCAGCAACAACAAAUUCAUCAACAACAGUCGUCACACCAGCUGGCCACACAGCUGCAUACGAGCCAGCCCAAGCAGCAGCAACAGCAACAUGUGCAAAAGCAGCAUCAGCUGUCACAACAAAUGCAUACAACACAACAGCAAAAAUCGCAGCAGCAAACACAGCCACAGCAGCAGCAGGUGAUACAAGUAAGUGAGGAAUUCAUUGAACAAGCGACUGCGUCAGGUGCCACCAAUAUGAUGAUAUCCACAACAACCGGCGAGGUGCUAAAUCCACAAAUCUUCAAAAUCGUUGCCACAGAUGGCACCACCGGCAACAUGAUAAUUGAUGGCGGCAGCGCUACAGCCGUCGGUGGCGGUCAAUCGAAAGUGUUGCUCAGCAAUUUGACUGUGUUGGCCAAGCCUACACCCAAUACAACGGGCGCAACGACAACAUCGGCGGUGAAUGUUGGCGCUGGUGGUGGCUUAACCGCGCAACAACAACAGCAACACACGAUUAGUGUUAGUAGCGGUGGUCAAGCACAACAGGCACAAACCAUUAACUAUAUGAGCACUAAAAACCUAUCAUAUCUGACUACAGCAGCAGCGGCGGCUACACCAAUCACCACUGGCGGUGGAAAAACACAAAAAUAUACCGUUACAGGCACAUAUAAGACCGGUGUCAAGCAACAGUCGCAACAAUUGACUUCCACAACAUAUAUACAACAGCCACAGCAGCAAGUCGGCCAGAAUGCGGCGCAGGGCACGCAGCAAACGCAGCAAUUGUAUCAGAAACUCUCUGUGCCGCGUCACGUGCAGAUGGUUACGCGCGUGCAGACGGUUGUGCAACAGCCAACGGCGGCUGGUACGUCGAUGACAGCAAACACAGGCCAACAACAGUCACAGCAGCAGCAACAACAACAUACGCAGAUGUUGGUGCAACCGGUGGUGGGUGGACAAAAGUAUUUAAGUAGCAGUGCAACAACGAAGAGCGUGAACGUCACCGGCACUGGUGGCAACAUGUUGAAAAAGUCGAAUAGCUUGAAAGUGGCGCAUGGUGGUGGCAAAGUAUUGAAUAGUCUGCAAAUACAGCAGUCUCCGGGUGUUAAAACUACAUAUAUAACGCAGCAACAGCAACAGCAACAACAACAGUAUCAAUUGCAUCAGCCGCAAUAUCAGAGUGGCACGGCCGGUGCCAAAGUGAAGACUUCCAAGUUGCUGAAACAAUACAAUAAUGUCGGCAGUGGCGGCGUAAAUAUGUUGCAGCAACAGUCACUGGGCACAUACACCAUAAGCAACAGCGGAGGCGGCCACAAACUGCAACCGACCACAACAAAGGUGACCAAAAUGGCCAACAGCAAGUAUGCGACGCACCAACAGCAGCUGCAACAUGUCACAACAUUGCCACAAGGCACACAUCUGCAUCACAAAACCUUGCCACAACAACAACAACAGCAUCAAUUCACGACCGGUAACAAUAAUGUGGUAACGCUCGCAACUAGCGGUGGCAAUAAUGGCAAUAGCGCCACGGUGAAUGUUGCCAACAACGCUGGCAAUACAAUAAAAUUUGUAAAUUCUGCGCAUGCAACGGUCAUACAACAACAUCAGACGCAAACUUUGCCCAUGCAACAGCAGCAGACCAAAGUGACACUGCGCCAGCAUCCGCAGCAGCAGCAGCAGCAAUUGCAAUUUGUUGAUGCACCAACAACAACAAACAUUGCUAAAGAUAACAGUGGCAGCAAUGCCAUAUACCAGCAGCAACAGCAAGUACAAGCUGGCAAUAACAACAGCAAUACGGCUGCACAAUCCUUGCUGAACGAUGACAUAAUGUUCGUGAAUGGCACACCGAUGACGGAUGAGGUGUCGGCGCGCAUAUUGCAAAGCAUGGCGCAAAAAUCGUUUAGCAAUCAGCAACGCUAUCAGCAGCAACAGCAAACGAAGGUGGCAGCCAUGCCACCACCAGCACAGCAGCAGCAGCAACAACAACAAAUAGUGCUGCAACAUACUUCACCGACGUCAGUGUUGCUUUCGCCCAAAGAAUAUCCUCUCUAUAGCGGUAAUCAAUUGACGUCGCAACAGCAACACGGAGCGCAGCAACAACAACUGUCAGCAACACCUACCAUAAGUACACAAUACACGAAUGCAGUGCAUCAGACGCCUGUCUCUGCGAACGCUGGCGCCGCUUACUUGCCAACCGGAGCUGCCGCUAAUGGCAAUGCAGUUUAUGCAACAAUACCCGCAACGGGCAGCAGUAUAGGACGUCAAACGCACAGCGCACCGGGCAGUCGUGCGCAAUCAUUGGAUCGCAACAAGUCAUAUGAGGCCAGCACAACAAUCAUACGCAAAUCCGCUGGGGAUUACUACAAAUCCAAUAGCAAUAGUAGCGGUGGUGCAAGCGGACGUGGUCAUCAUCAUGGUGGCGCGCAUGGUGCGCAUGUUGCCACCGCACUAUCGGCAAGCACAUCGAAUAUACCGCUUGAGACGCAGCAGCAGCAACAACACUCAUCAUCAGCGCAGAUAAUACAUUUGCAAACGUUGAAGACAUCGCUGGCAGCCAACAACAAUGCAACACUAUCAUCCGGUAAUAGUAGCUACACAAUUGCCACAAAUAAUGCUGCUCAUCCAAAUGCCAUUGCCGCUGACGACGAAGAUAUCAUCGGUGAAGAGGUGCGUCCGACGCCGGUGAACACACAAGAUUUGCGUUUGCGCAUCUUGCAUGCCGUGCAGCAGGAUCACACCUAUGCCAAUGCCAUGCCCACUCAUCUCUCGGGUGCUGAGAGUGCCAAGGGUAGUGUUGGUGGCGUGAAUGCGCAAGCCGUUGCUGGCGGCACACACAUGCAAAUGGGCAAAGCGGGCGCCACAGCGAAUAGUACAAUCCACUCGGGUGCUACGAUGCAGUCACAUCUGCAAACGGCGCUGGCGUCCAAUUCCGUUGGUGGCGCUCAGCAGUGGUCACUGGGCGGCAUUGGUGCUACUGUGGCUGCGGCGGCGGGACAAACAGGGCUGAGCAAUAUGCUGCCCACGCCACCGUCAAGCGGCCAGUCGUCAUACACUUUGCACGGACAACAAAUACCCCGCAUGCAACAGGAUGACGAUGCACAUUCGGCCAUAAGUAAUGGUUCACGCGUUGCUACCGGCGAUAUUGAUCCUGGCGAAGAGACCGAAACCGCACCCGAAGCCGAAGCUGAAGACGAUUCGGUGACGCGUUGUAUCUGUGAUUUGACACAUGACGAUGGCUAUAUGAUAUGCUGUGAUAAGUGCUCCGUUUGGCAACAUGUCGAUUGUAUGGGCAUCGAUCGUCAGAAUAUACCCGAUGAAUACCAGUGUGAAGUCUGUCAACCGCGACCGGUGGAUAAGGCGCGAGCGCGUUCGCUACAACUAAUGAAACGGAAGGAGCAAACUCAGCUUUUACUUUCUGCACAAUCGGCACAUGCAACCGGUUCCACUGGCGCAUACUUGGGUGGUGCAAGCGGAGCUGCCAACCUAAGUGGUGCCAACUAUCAGUUGCCAGAUGGACAACAAAGACAUCUCGUUGGCAGUAACGCGAAUUCAUUUUUGUUGGGUAGCGGUAGCGAAGGCAACAUACACGGACUGCCAAACAACACGCCACUCGUCACGACCAAGAAGGGUAAGGUGCUGAAGAAGACCGCCAAAGAUGCGGCUACUGGCAAGAAAUCGAAGAAAGCCGACAAACUGGCCGCUCUGGGUGGCAAACCGCCGCGCAAGGACUCCACCGGCACCAAGAAGACAACGAAACGCAAAACGAAGAGCGGUGAUGGGUUGAGCGCUAGCGCUACAGCGGCGGAGAAGCAUGCAGCCAAUUUGCGGCAAUGGAUUGAGAAUUACGAAUUGGCUGUCACCAAUCACUAUUCGCCUGAGUUGCGUGCACGCCUGCACGCCAUCACCAAGCAACCAAGUCUGCUGCAAAGCAUACUUAACACGGAGAAUCGUGCGCUGAAGGAGUACUGCAACAAUGGGCUGGAGAAUCGUGGCACCACCGUUCCACAUGCAGGCGGUAAAAUACUUAUUAGCAACAUGGAUAUAGCGCCGAGUUGCCCCAUAUUCGAGUUGCGCGGCAAGUACAUGCUUAGUCCGCAGUAUAAGACACAAAACGCGUCGGUGAAUAUGAAUUCGCCGCCACCGAGCAAUUUUCUAGCAGCCACACUGAAAGCGCAUAAAACGCCCGGUCCCUUCAUUUUCUUCUACCAGCUGCCGGACGCUGAGGCGCCCAUGCAAACCAUGAAUCAAGAUGGCUCUUACCCGCCAUUGCCGCCACAGCCGGCUUACCUCAAGGGUCCGGAGAUAUGCGUGGACACACGUACCUACGGCAAUGAGGCGCGUUUUGUGCGGCGCUCAUGUCGACCGAAUGCCGAGAUACAGCAUCUCUUCGAGAAGGGCACCAUACAUCUGUUCAUUGUGGCCACGACACGCAUACGCGCCAGCACCGAAAUCACCAUUAAGCAUGAGCCACACGAUUUGUUGGCGAUCGAGAACAAGAAGACGACCGCAAGCAAUUGCAUUGUGCAGCCCACCAGCACAGCAUGCGCUUGCGGCCUACUCAAGGAUUGCCUCUUCGGUCCACCGCCGACGCAACAGUCUUUGGGCGCGGGUGGCGCAACGAAAUCCAGCAGUCGCAAGUCAUCGCUCUCCACCACCUUGAAUGGCGGUGUACAGCUGAACAGCAGCGCAGCGGCUAUGCAACUCACGAUGGGUGGUUUGCCAGCCGGCAGCAAUAAGAAGAAGAGCGCCGCGCAGAAUAUCAAUCGCAAUCGUUCGACUUCGUCCAGUGGUGACAGCAGCAUCGGUGCAACCGUUGCGCCCGGCAUGAAUAGUCCAAGCAUUGCUUUGCCGCCGGCGCAGCUGAAUAUGAACGCCGCCAACUCGCUGAGCAAUAGCACGUACAAGAGUAAUGGUGGUCUGAAUAUUUUGUCGACGCAUGCACUGGCUGCCUCAGCCGCCGUACCCAACAGUAAUGGCAAUAUGAGCGCCACUUCCUCGGUAUCGAGCGUAAUGCACGAUUCGGGUAUUUGCACUUCGUCAUCGUCGCCAUCCGUGUCCAUACCAUCGCCGACCACCUUACACAUGCACUCACCGACGCCACAGACGCAGUCGCAACAACAACAACAGCAACCACAGCAGCAGCAGCAGCCAGUACCAACAGCAGCGGGUGUACAACGCGGCAGCAACGGCGCACUCUUCGUGCAACACAGUCCACAGCAACAGCAACAACAUCAACAGAUUUUAGGCGCAUUGCCAACACCGUUGCUACUAUCGCCGUCACAACAAUUGUCGCAAUUGCCACAACAACAGCAACAACCACAAGCGGUUGUGGCUAACAGCACAAGCGCGCCAUUGUUGCAGGAAGUGACGAGCGCUGAAACAGCGACGCCUACAGCAUUGACGCCAGUCAGUGGCCAAACGCAGCCGCAAACGAAUUUACUCACACAACAGACGCAACAAGAACAACAAGUGCAUCACAGCGAACUCGCUGGUCCGACAAUAAGUGAUGCGUCCUUGGCCGCGGCAGCAGCACUGCAAUCGCUCAACACUGCCGUGACGCUGACCAGCAGUUGUGCGCCAUUAGCGUCAAGUGUUGCAAUAAACAAUAAUGUUGUUGUUGUUACACCUGAAAUUGCAACACCAAGCGUCGUAGACACGGCAGACGUGGACCAGCAGCAGCCACAGCAACAACAACAAACACAAUUUUAUGUUGCCACCGAAAUGCAGUCAGCACAGCAACAGGACAUCGUGGAUGGUGUUAGCAUGCAAGCGGCAACGCUUCAACAGCAACAACAAACACAGACAUUAACUACGGUGGAGCUACCACCUCCUUCCCAGACACACGCUCCUCUCGGUGCUGUCUCGCCGAACGCUGGACCGAAAUCGCCACAGAAACACAGCAAUAACGCAACGAACGCCGCGUAUGUGUCAGCAAACAGCGCGCGUAGCCAUAAAAUACCAGGCGCCAAGUCUUCGAGUUCACGCUCCACAAGUUUCUCCGAGGACGAUCAUCAACAGCAACAACACAACGCCAGCAGCGGUAGCCUAAAUGACGACACAGUUGUGACGCCAACUUCAAAGGAGAAGCCGAAGCUCUCACGCGAGGAUCGCAAAAUGGAAGCCAUACUGCGCGCCAUUGAGAAAAUGGAACGUAAUCAGCAGCGAAAGAAUCAAACAAAAUCUGGCGGCGGUAGCGCAUCUUCCGGCGCCACCAAGCGCCGCAAUAGCAACAGCAAUUCACCAACCACGCCCACAAAACGUAGCAUGGGCGAGCUGAGCAGCAGCAGCGGACGCGUGUCGGCGGCAAAUGCGCGCAAGAAAAAACGGAAAGCGCACAAAUCGUACAGUGGUCAUAGCGCACAGGCGCGUAAACGGCGCAAGAGUCGCAUGAAUAGCAGCAAUGAAUCUGCGGACGGCGCGGGUCAUAGCAACAUCAAUGUACAUUCAGAGGCUGAGUCAACAUCGCUGUUAUCGCCAGCUGCGCCACUGGUGCCAACUGCGUCCAUUUACCAUGCGGAGCACAACGACACCGCAGUGACCACUAAUGAAGACCAAGCAGCUGGAUUGCUGCUUGCUUUUGCCAAUCCCAAUCUGAAAAUGUCGCCCACACCACAACAGUCACCUCAAGCGGUGGCAUCACCUACCGCUCAACAGCAGCAGCAGCAGUACGCGCCGCACUACGCCUUGGAACAAUUGAAAUCGCCACAACACAGAGCGGCAACUAGCGUCGGCAAUGGCGCCUCACCGCCAGCCACGCCAGUGAGCUCCGCCUGCCUGCUGAUCGAAGCGGCGGUUGGACCACUGCAAGAGCACAUGGACGGUGCCAGCCCAAGUGGUGAGUUCAAAUACCCCAAUAAAACCAAAACGAAGAAAGUACUCAUGUCCAAUUGGCUGCUAAAUCAAGUAGAUGCCGACAACAGUGGCAGCGACUCGCCACCGCCUGCAGCGCCAACACCACCACCACCUUCAGUAAUGAAUAGUAGCGGUGCGGAUGCAGUAGUGCCGCAAGAAACCGCAUUGCCAAGUGGCGCAAUGCUGGGCUUGGACUCAUUGGUACAAGCGGCCACAAUGUGUGACUACAGGAAGCAGCACAACGAGGCGGACAGCGCCAGCUACAUGCCAAACGAGACACACUGUGGCGCCCCAAUGAGCGUGGAUGAACCCGAGAAUCUCAGCAUGGCAGCGCAGAAAGUCGAAGAAUUCAUACAGCAAACAGAGCGUGGCAAUAGCGGCGUCUACAAUGCGGCAACGAACGCUGGUGCCCCUCAGGGUACCUCACGCAGCCUGCUCCAUUUGCCGUUGCAAGUGAGCACUUGCAGCAACAAUUCCUCUGUGAAGAAACGUUGGUUGCGCCAAGCGAUUAGUGAGGAAACCACCACAGAUGAGUCGAUGACGCCGACGUCUACUGCGGCUGCCAUGGCAGCAGGCCUGCAACAUGCCGCUUCGCCCACAACCGCAGCGGCGGCGGCCGCUCAAUUGAACGCUGUGCUGAAUGUGCCUAAUGGGUUUACGACACCACUGAAGAAGCGCCGACUUAUCAUCAGUGGCGACAUGAAGGAGGAAGAGGAUGUGGGCGGCAGCAGUGCCGCUUCACCGGCGCCUGGCGUUAAUAACCUGUUCGAGUCACCAGUGAUUGGACUAGUCAAGGCAGAACCACAAACAAAGGCGCCUAGCGCCGAACAUGGUACGCCGAGCGAGAGUAUGCUAACAACGGCAACGAGUAGCGAUGCCGAAGUGGAUGUGUUGAAUGUGAACAGUAGCGAAGCGCCGAGGACCUGCAUAAAGAAUGAGGCUGAGACGAGCGAUGAGGAAGAAAUCGAUGAAGAGGAGGAUGAUGUGGAGGAAGAGCGCGAUGAUGUCGAUGUGGUUGGUGGUGUGGGCGUUAAUGAGUUGCAAACUUCGGCUGCAACAACAACAAUAGCACAUGUAACAAAUAAAUGCUUGAAGCAAGAAGUGUCUGCAAAGGAAGAACUAUUGUUGGAAGAGGCGGAACAGCAGCAGCCAGCAGCAGACGAGUUGAAAACCGAAGCCAUGCUCAUUGAUCAGGACGAUGAUGUGGAUAUAUUGCGUUCGCCUAGUCCAGGGCAUCAACAAAUGCUCGCCGCCGAAGACAAUCUGGUGAAAAUUGAACCGGAAGACACCAGCGGCUGCGAUGAUGUUAAAAUCGAUGUGGAGCGUGAAGAAAGUUUGGCGGGUGAUAAAUUCGAAGAGAUGGUGCUAAUGCAAGUAAAGAAAGAAGAGUCGACAAGUGAAGUUACCGAACGUCUGGUUACCAUCAACACACACACAGAUGAAGCUAAAGUCAAUGUGGCAGAAGCUGAAAAACUCAUCAAACCGGAUUUGAUUGAAGAAAAUGCCACAGCGGCGGAUGAGAAACCCUACAAACAGUUGUUCGGUGCGCUGGAAUGCGUUGAAAAAGUCGAGUCACCAAAGAAGGAGGAACAAACUGCAACUUCUACAGCAAGUAAACCCAAAGUGGAGACUCAACCAACUUCGAAUACAGUCGAAACUGCACACCAUAAUGCGGUUGAUGAGGAACGCAUAUCCACCACACCCACCAAAACAUCACCUUUGAAAUUGCUCUCACUCGAUGGCACCAGCCUGAUUUCGCCUGAUGAGCCACUCAAGAAGCGUCUGAAGUUGGAGACUUCCACAGUGGAGACAUCUUCCACGCCGAUGGAGGUGCAACAAACUUCAUUGCUGAAACCGUUAUCAGCGCGUAUACACGAAAUGCCAAAACAAAGCGAGAAUAAUGAUAUUGUGCCACCAACAACAACAGCUGCCACUACUGCACCCAUCGCUUUAGCCAAGCCCACAGCAGCACUUAAAGUAGAGAAUGCCGCAAACAAUGCGUCUGCCACAGCUGCAGCACAGCCAAAUUGCAUGACAUUUUUGGCGGCGGCCGCAGCAGCAGCUAUUGAACGCAAGCCACCACCACCGCCGCCAGUCACAACGGCUACAACACCAAUUGCUACACAGUCUACUGCAACAACUGCGUCGGCGCCUGCAAACACCAACAACACACAGUCCAUAGCGGCAGUAGCGCCUGCAGUCAACGCGUCCAACUUGGAAGUCGCUUCUGGUAAUGUCAGUGUAAAUAAUAUGACAGCGCCAUUGCCUAAUAGCGGCAACGUUUCGACAGCGCUUGCGCCACGUAAACAGAAUGCCACAAACAACAACAAUAGCAAUGAACGCAAAGCGCCGUUAACCGAUGAUGACAUACAAGCCCGUCUGCAUUCCUUCCACAAAGAGAAUAUACUGUUCUUACAGUCACGCAACAACAAAAAGUCAAAACCGAAUGUCACCACUGCAACAACAACAAUUGGUGGUGGUAACACCAACGAGUUGGUGGGUAAAAGUGCCAAGUUGUCGGAAAACAAAACGUCAGCCACAACGAAUUAUACGUCGCAUCACAGUCAUCAUCACCCGCAUGCGCAUAACGACACGGUGAAAAGUGUUGGCAGUAGCAGCAACAAACACAGCAGCACUACCAAGUCGUUCGGCAAUUCGAGCAGCGGUAGUUCAUCGUCGACGAAGAAAUUGCACAAGCGUGAUCGCAAUGGCAAAGAGCAUAGCAGCAGUAGUAGUCGUUCCUCUUCGGCGCACAGCGGCAAGUUGUCGUCCAGUUCCAGUACGAAAAAGGUGUCUUCUUCAUCAUCAUCAUCGCAUAAAAAGGAUUAUGUCAGCGGCAAGAGUAGCAGCGGCAGCACAACACCGGUGCCAAGCAGCAAGCAACAAACACAUAGCAGUGCCUCCUCGAGCUACAACAACACGAAUAACAGUGUCGCUGGUGAUAACAAGGAACGCGCCGAUGAACGCCGAGAACGCGACAAUAAUCGCGAACAGCGCAGUUUUGAUAAGGAGCGUCAUCAUCAUCGCCAUCGCACCACUUCGUCAUCGAAUGCCAACAAUACGGUGACACAGUCACAAGCACCAGCAGUUGCCAGCUCAACUACAACACCUACACCACCGCCGCCGCCCGCCAGCAAGAAGCGUCAGCUCAAUUUCGAACAGGAACUCACGAAAGAUUUGCCAUUGGUGAAUGCCGUCACCAGCAGCAGCAGUCGGCAUCGCAAAGAUAGCGGUAGCCGUGACAGUCGCGAUGAUAUGUUGAGCUCAUCCUGUUCGAGUAGCAGCAACAGCAGUUUGGCAGCGCGUAAGCGACGUGAGUCUUCUUCCUCUUCCGGUGGCGGCAGUCGGCAUCGUCACAACAGCGGCAGUAGUUGCGGCGGUGGCGUUGGCGUUGGCGCAGAGCAGCAAAAGGACGCCUUAGCUGCACAUAAAUCGGCUGUUGCUGAACAUAACGGUAUGUUAGCAGGCGCACACGUGGCGCCAUUGCCACCACCGACUUAUGUGCGUGAACAUGUCGCCAUACCGCAUUUCAACAAUGUCGUCGUCAGCGGUCCACCACCACCGCUCAUGGCGGCCUACUUCAGCGGCAUUGGCGCGGUGCCGGGCAGCAGUGUGGAUGCACCCAUCGCUACAUAUGUGCCAACACCAGCCUUGCCGCCAUCAUCAGGCAGCGCGCCGCAAACGCCGCACAAUCACAGUCUAUUAAAGACACUUCCCAUGCAGCCAGUGCUCAGCCAUUUGGCUGCAGCAGUACACAUGCAACCAACGCUGCCCACUUUGUCUUCGUCGUCCACCGGCGGCAAUGUAGCAGUGCUGCCACCACCCACGGCUACAGUGGCGCCACCAGCAAUGCACUCUCCCGGCGCCGCUGCUAGUUUGUUACCUUGCAACAGCGCCAGUGCCAAUUCGGCAGCAUCGACUUACAACAGUAUUUAUGGUAAAUUGCGUGAUACUUCGCCCGUCAUCGUGCCGCCGACUUUGAGCGCUGUGACUGCGGCGUUAGCAGUUCCAGCAGUAACACCAGUUACCGGUGGCAUUGUUGGCAAAACUGCCGCCGCUACCGCUGCACCAGCUGGUGUUUCAGCGAACAUCAGCCUCUCUGAAUAUUUGGACACCAAAGUGAAGAGCUACAGCACCACAUUGGGCGGCUAUGUUACACCAGCGCACACCUAUGUUGGUGCUGCUGGUGGCAGUGGCACGCCUAACGUGCCCAGCAAAACAACGACAAACAACACAGUGAGCACUAGCGUCGCCAGCGUUGAAAAUAUAACCACCGUGUCGACACCACUCGAAUCACCAGUUGCCAGCAAAUUGCCAACACCACUCAAAUUGCCGCUAACCCGAACCGCUAGUCACGAUCCGCGUCUCAAUCCACAACUGAAUGCGCCCGAACCACCACCGGCGCCCAAACGUAAACUCUCCAUCAAUGAGUACCGUAAACGUAUGCAGCUAUCAACGGAUAGUACAACGCCAUCAACACCCGAACCACCGGCGGCUGUGAGUAGCACAGCAACAACACCAGCGGCACACAUGACGCCCGCUUCGUUGAACAACAGCUUUGUGCAGGCUUACAAUAGCAUUGUGAAUGCUUCGCCUGAGGAGAUGGCGCGUCAAUUGUCAGCAUCGCCAACAACACUAACACUCAACAAGUACACGCUCAAUUCGCCGGAGCGCAAGCGGCGACACAGUGGCUCGGAGAAGGAGCAGCGGCAUAGCGUGUCUUAUGAGGAUGCGUCGGGACUCUUGAACAGCAGCACCGGCAGCAGCAGCAGUUGUGGCAAUGCGAGUGAUACGUCGUUGACGAAUUUGAAUCACGAAGACGAUGGUAGAAAAGGUCAAUUCAGCGCAGCACCCACAUUGCUGGAGAAACAACAGGAGAAGCUUUGCGAACGUUUAAAAUUGUUGCGCAACAUGAAAAAAGGUGUGGCAUCGCUAAGCAGCGCCGCCAGUGAGUUUGCGAAUCUCAAAAAAGACUGUGAUCUCUAUGUGAAUCGUACGAAUAGCAUCUCGUCCACUGACAAUUUGGACAAUUGUCUCGAAGAAAUCUCCUCUUCGUCCUCCUCGUCAUCGUCCACAUCACGUGCCUCUUCGCGUGAGGCUAGCCCCGAACACAGUGGUGUUGUCAGCAGCAGCAGCAAUGCAAGUGUGUGCAAACGUGCCACCAGCACCACCGGCAGCAAUCAUAAGUGGCUGCAUGAGCCGGAAACAACAACGAAAUCGGCGCGUGGUGACACACCGACCAGAGAUGAUGUGUUACUGGCGGCGACGGCGUCAAGAUGUGGCAGCGAGUCGGCGACGUGAGCGCACCAAGGCAUAGGCAACGACAUGUACGAUGUUAAUGUGGUGGAAAAAAAGGUGGAAGCCGCGACGGCAGCAGCAGCAACAGCAGCAAGUGUGUUGCAGCGUGGCACAGUACAGCGUAGACGCGUUGGUUGGUAAGGUUAUACUACUGAUAAGUCAAGCAAGCAAGAAUGAUAAGAACUACAGUUCUUCGGCUAAACUCUACACUAUGUACCGGAGGCAUAUGAGCAAAAACAAAACAAAUGCAAUAUUCAUGUUGAUUUCGCUACAAGGCAGUAACGUUUUUUUCCCCUAACCUCCCAACUUUUAUUGUGACUAUUUGAAAGAAAAACAAAAUAAUGAUUUUUGUAAAUUUCGUUUGCUGUUGCAUUCUUUAAAAAUGCAUAGACAAAAUGUACAUAUAUGUAUGUAUGUAUGUAUAUGUAUAUAUACUGGCUUAUAGCACACAGAGCGAAAAUUUGUGAAAUUACCAGAGAAAAAAAUGCGUGAAACACAAGUAAACUUAACGAAUCGAAAAGCAAUAAAAAUGAAAUUCUGUUGUUGAAGCGUUGCAUAUAUAGUAUUUAUAUAUAUGUUUCCAAUACAAUAUUGGAGCGCUAUGUUGAAACAAAAAACACAUUAAUGUUAAAGAAUUUCAAUUUCCUUAUACGCCCGCCCCCAUUACAACCUACCUAGCUUCGUAUACACAUCCACACCCACUCAUACUGAAAAACCCUGAAAUAGCUUAAGUUUUUUAGUUUAACGGUAACUAAUAUUAAUAAUGAAGUUUAAUGGCUAAUGUAAAUAAUACAAAAAUUAAUGUUAGUUCAAUUACAAUUACAGCGUGUGUGUAAAUAAUUAAUACAAAAUUAAUAUUAGUUAAUUUGCAAAACAACAACAAAAAAACAAAAAAACAGGCGGUGAAGUGUUUUUCAAGCCAGCACUAAUUAAGUGAUCCAGCAGUGACGCAAGCAAGUUGUUUGGAAAUUUAAUGAUUUGAAAUGCUUCAAUAGAAAACAGUGAAUGAAAAGUGGAAAAGGUAUAAUUUUAGUUCCAAUA
Messenger RNA from Zeugodacus cucurbitae (melon fly), 15636 nucleotides. It is a transcript of the gene upSET, whose product is annotated as serine-rich adhesin for platelets. The transcript has 6 exons. Gene Ontology annotation, molecular function: protein binding. The coding region runs from base 1906 to 14598 and encodes 4230 amino acids. The record is from RefSeq and is a predicted model, not a curated record. NCBI's taxonomy places the organism in Eukaryota, Metazoa, Arthropoda, Insecta, Diptera, Tephritidae.